AUGCAUAAAAAAUUACGUCCGAAUAGAAAUUGGUGUUAUUUUGAACAAUGUCAAGAAAUCGAUCCUUCUAUUUAUACUACGAUUAAAAGUGGAUUCUUUCAUCGUCAUUUUGGAUCGAAAAAACAAGAUUCUCCUAUGAUUGAAUUAGAUCCAACAUCGAAGUCUAAUGACCAUAAGAGUACAGAACCACCCAUACAACAACAUACUCAUGGGCCUGCAUGCACAGAUAUGAGAGAGAUUGAACAAGCACAACUAGAAACACAUACAUUGAAAAUUCGAUUAUGAGGAGAAGAUGAUGAUCACCAAAUAAUUACCAUCAUGUCAAAAAAUAAAAAACGAAAAAAUCAAUCAUCACCUAGCAAAGCACCAUCAACAUCACAUUCACUUUCAUUAAAGAAUCGUUCUUCAUCGAAAGCGACUACAUCAUCUAUCAAUGGUGCUAAAAUUCGUUCACAAUCGACCGUUAAACGAUUACAAAUGUAUCGUGGUGGUAAACCAAAACGUGAUCCAUCAGGAAGAAUUGUUCAAUCAGCAUUAUUUCAAGAACGACUUCCAUCUGGUACACAAGCUCGUGUUGCACCUAAUCGUCAAUGGUUUAAUAAUAGUCGUGUUGUUACACAAACUUCAUUACAAAAAUUUCAAGCAGCUUUAUCAACAACACUUGCUGAUCCAUAUCAAGUUGUUAUGAAACAAACUCAAUUACCGGUUACAUUAUUAAAUGAAAAAGGUAAACAAAAACGUGUUCAUAUACUUGAUGUUGAAUCAUAUGAAUCAACAUUUGGACCUAAAUCACAACGAAAACGACCAUCAAAUGUUGCCGGUGGUGAUGAUAUGGAAGCAUUAGUAGUUCAUGUUGAACAAAAACAAAAUGAAUAUGAUCAAGAUAAAGAUCUUGAUUUAGUUCGUGAACAUGAUGGAAUUAAACAAGAAACUAUUAAUCCAUUAUUUAAAGCUGGACAAAGUAAACGUAUAUGGAAAGAACUUUAUAAAGUUAUUGAUUCAUCUGAUGUUGUUAUUCAAGUUCUUGAUGCACGAAAUCCUGAAGGUACACGAUGUCGUCAAGUUGAAUCAUAUUUAAAAAAAGAAAAAGCUUAUAAACAUUUAAUUUUUAUUUUAAAUAAAUGUGAUUUGGUUCCUGUAUGGGUUACACAACGAUGGGUAGCUAUACUUUCUCGUUCAUAUCCAACACUUGCAUUUCAUGCUAAUAUGAGAAAAUCAUUUGGUAAACAAGCAUUAAUACAAUUAUUAAGACAAUUUUCUCGUUUACAUCAAGAUAAAAAACAAAUUUCCGUUGGUUUUAUCGGGUAAAUAUAUAUGUAUAUAAAGUAGUGGACAAACGUUUCUCAGCUAGCAUAGGUAGCGAAAAUCUGAAAAUUUGUAUGCAUAUUAUUCAUCAUGAAUGUAGAUUAGAGCCACGAGUUUGCUCUGAUUGUUUAAAUACAAUGGAAAUUAUGAUGGAUGGUAAUGAAUAGGACUUUUUUUUGUUUGAACUUUGUACUUUAGAAAAAGAAAAAGUUUUAUGGGUCAACUGGUCUUUCAUUA
Rotaria sordida is the source of this 1542-nucleotide messenger RNA. The record is from the annotation of a GenBank genome assembly. NCBI's taxonomy places the organism in Eukaryota, Metazoa, Rotifera, Eurotatoria, Philodinida, Philodinidae.